Mesitornis unicolor (brown roatelo) is the source of this 156-nucleotide messenger RNA. RefSeq lists its product as uncharacterized. The record is from RefSeq and is a predicted model, not a curated record. The transcript has a single exon. Gene Ontology annotation, biological process: cell differentiation. The annotation marks the transcript as partial. NCBI's taxonomy places the organism in Eukaryota, Metazoa, Chordata, Aves, Mesitornithiformes, Mesitornithidae.
GCGCUGCCAAGGGUGAUGCCGAGAAGCGUCUGAGCGUGCAGUACACAGCGAGUGAGGGAUGCCCCGACAACGUCUUCUUCCCCAGCUCGCGGCCCCCGCACCUGGAGGAGCUGCACAACCAGGCCCAGCAAGGCCUGAAGUCCCUGCAGCACCAGG